Messenger RNA from Physeter macrocephalus (sperm whale), 1283 nucleotides. Its product is annotated as 60S ribosomal protein L32-like. The record is from RefSeq and is a predicted model, not a curated record. Gene Ontology annotation, molecular function: structural constituent of ribosome. Lineage: Eukaryota; Metazoa; Chordata; Mammalia; Artiodactyla; Physeteridae. The coding region runs from base 582 to 1193 and encodes 203 amino acids. The transcript has a single exon. Gene Ontology annotation, cellular component: cytosolic large ribosomal subunit; ribosome. Gene Ontology annotation, biological process: translation.
AAACACAUAGAUACAGAGAACAGAGUAGUGAUUACCAGAGGGAAGGGAGUAGGGGGAGAGUGAAAUGGGCUAAGGGGGUCAACUGUAUCAUAAUGGAUGGAAACUAAGUUUUUGGUGGUGUGCAUGCUGUAGGGUACAGAGAUGUAGAAAUACAACAUUGUACACAUGAAACUUGUAUAAUGUUAUAAACCAAUGAUACCACAAUUUUUAAAAAGUCAGUUGAACCAUCAUUUAGUCCAACAUUUAUAUCCUUUGGACCUGGUGUUAUAAAUUGGAGAUCUGGUCCUGAAAGUUCAUUUUUCCAUUACAAUACCAAAGUCCAUUGUCAAAAUAUAUAAAAAUCACAAAUAUCUGUUCUUAUAAACAUUAGAUAUUUUAUCCAAAUGGUUAAUAUAAAGUUUUGUUUUAAGUUCCUUGUGGGAGUUUUUUCCACAUGAGACUGAGGCUCUUUCAAAAUAUAAAUACUACAAGUUUUAUGGAUGUGCUCUCCUGUUUCUGAAAUCUUGAUAUUGUUAAAAAGAAUGAGAUAGCUCUUCCUUGGCAGUGUCUGCGGAGGUGGCGGCCAUCUUCUACUUGGCAUCAUGGCCACCCUCAUGAAGCCCAAGAUUGUCAAAAAGAGGACCAAGGGCUUCCCUGGUGGCGCAGUGGUUGCGCGUCCGCCUGCCGAUGCAGGGGAACCGGGUUCGCGCCCCGGUCUGGGAGGAUCCCGCGUGCCGCGGAGCGGCUGGGCCCGUGAGCCAUGGCCGCUGGGCCUGCGCGUCCGGAGCCUGUGCUCCGCAACGGGAGAGGCCGCAGCAGAGGGAGGCCCGCAUACCACAAAAAAAAAAAAAAAAAAAAAAAAAAAAAAGAGGACCAAGAAGUUCAUCCAGCACCAGUCAGGCCAGUAUGUCAAAAUUAAGUGUAACUGGCAGAAACCCAGAGGUGAUGGGAGCAACAAGAAAACAAAGCACAUGCUUCCCAGUGGCUUCCGGAAGUUCCUAGUCCACAACAUCGAGGAGCUUGAAGUGCUGCUGUGCAACAAAUCAUACUCUACUGAGACUGCUCACAAUGUCUCCUCCAAGAACUGUAAAGCCUUUGUGGAGAGAGCAGCCCAGCUGGCCACCAGAGUCACCAAUCCUUGUGCCAGGUUGUGCAGUGAAGAAAAUGAGUACACAGCUCAUGUGCACGUUGUAUUUGUGUCAAUAAAACCAUAAAACUCAGACAAAAAAAGAGUGAGAUAGAUCUGUAUAAGCUGUUUUGCAAACACCUCUAAAGAUAAACGAUGAAGUGAAAAAGGAAAGUAG